Molecule: messenger RNA, 1584 nt
Organism: Filobasidium floriforme
Lineage: Eukaryota; Fungi; Basidiomycota; Tremellomycetes; Filobasidiales; Filobasidiaceae
Exons: 4
Coding region: 264-1301 (345 amino acids)
Source: RefSeq, a predicted model, not a curated record
UGAUCGGGAGAAUAUGAUAUAAUCACAAUCACAAUCAACUGAAAGCAGAAACAAGGCAGGGACUGGAUCCAUGGCGAUAAACGAGCGUUCUAUAUAAAUGAUAGCCAGAAGAAACAGAGUCCAUGGAAGAGUAGCGGUAUAGAGAUGGCGAUGAAGAUAAAAGUGUGCGUGUGUGUGUAUAUGUGUCGGCGUCCGUGAUGAAUUGGUGAUCUGGUGGGUGGCCGAGACAGACGAUAGACCUAGCGGUCUGAUGCGAGUGCGAGAUGAUGAUCGACCCAAUCCCUCCAGCGCGGCAAGGCGAUUGCGCUUCUUCGACGAUUAUCCCAGCAAGAUGCGAGAUCAAACGGAAAGCUUGCGGGUCGCUCGCCCUUCCCCUAUGCAGCACUCCUCCCAGCGAUUCCAUCCCUUCCUUGCCAGUUCCUCCCCAGCUAUCUCAUUACACCCCAUCAAACCUUCCCUGCCUCGUCCCUUCGUCUCCCAAUCGUGACUUUUCCUUCGAUUUCUUUCCUCCCUCCCGUGUUCCCGUGCUCCGUCUAGAACAGUCCAACAACGCCCACCACAACCCCUCCCAAGACGGUCAACCCCAUCCCCAAUCCGAGGUCAACCUUCAGACUUCCCGCCCCGUUGGAUCCAUCGUUCAGAGCAGAGUUAACACCGCCCGUCUUUGCGGCCUGGUUGAUGGACGAUAUGUACUCGGUGUAGUCCAUGAUGGUACCCGCUGGGACGGGGUUGACUUCGCCAGGGGCGACAGUAGGGGUGGCGACGAUGGCGAUACUGGUCGACGUCCUCCUCCUGCUCGUCGUCGUCUCCUCGUCCAAAUCCGUGGUGACCCUGACCGGCGUCGUAGUGGUCGUGGGCACCAGAGGCGUAGUGGUCGUGGUAGCGACGAGCGGGAUCGAGGUGGUCGUCGGGACGAGCGGGGUGGUAGUGGUCAAGAGGGCUCCGGGGGUGGUAGUGGUACGGACGAGCCCGGUCGUAACGGCUGCAAUGGUGGAGAGGGUCUCGAUCUCCAGGGUCACUCCGGCGGCGUUAGUAGAUUGGGAGACGAUGAUGGUAUCUCCGUCAAUCCACGGCAAAGUGGUCGUAUAACGUUGAGCGCCGACGUUGAGCGUGUUGACGAACAAGGUCAACAGUGUAAAGAGGAGAACCAAGGGAGACCUGGUGGACAUGAUCGUAGCAGGCAUAGUCGGUUGGUUGAUGUUUGGUGUUUAUUGAAGGGUGGAUGGAUGGGGGAGAUAGGAAGUGAUUGUUUAGGUGGUGGUCUGGUCUGGUCGUUCUGGGCUGAAGCGGGAAAGGCGUAGUAGAUGAUGAUGGUCGUGUAGAUUGUACAGUUUGGGUUGUUAUGGCGUCGAAGUGGACACGAAGAUGAUGAGUACGAUCAGAGUACCAGAGUAGCAAUCGUCCGAUUCAGAUUCAGGUAUGGGUGAGGUCAAAGUUGCGAGAGGCGAGAGGUUGCAGAGGUUGCAGAGUGGGUUUGGUUUGUGUGAUCCAAAGAGGCGACGGCAGGCGGCGGCGGCGGGAACGAGAGAAAAGCCCGGCACAGCACAGGAGAGAGAGAGAGGGGGAGGGACGCGGGGAAUUUCA